Molecule: messenger RNA, 1774 nt
Organism: Girardinichthys multiradiatus
Lineage: Eukaryota; Metazoa; Chordata; Actinopteri; Cyprinodontiformes; Goodeidae
Gene: cd8b
Product: cd8 beta
Exons: 7
Coding region: 541-1176 (211 amino acids)
Biological process (GO): regulation of immune response
Cellular component (GO): cell surface
Molecular function (GO): MHC class I protein binding; coreceptor activity
Source: RefSeq, a predicted model, not a curated record
UCUUUGUUUUUUUUAUUGUUUGAUAUGUGGUAUCAUGGCAGCUCUUAUCAUUACUACAUGGUUUCGUCUGUUUGCAAUGAUCUGGGUGAUCUGAGAUACUUCUUGCUUGAAGUCAAAGACUAGGAUGUUUUAAACAAAUGAUAAGCAGCCUACUUUACCCCCAAAUCAAACUGUUUUUAGUCACUGUCAGCAAAAAGUCUUGUAUAAAUGUCUUAAACUAUCUUCAAUCAGUGCCAGGUCAAACUCUGAACCAUGAAGAACAAGCCCAUAUUUAGUGAAUGCAGUUUACAGUGUAAAAUGCAUUCACACUGAAAGUGUUAUGUUAGCCUAAUCAUCCUGCUUUGUGUUUGGGCCAAUCUGAUUAGCCCUGCAUGUAUGUGUCACACUGGGGUGGUAACUUUAAAGACAGACAGGCCUUUCUGCACAGUUCCUCCCAUCUUCUCUGACUAACAGGCAGAUAGCAGGAAAAUAAAGUGUCUGCACCUACCUUCACCUAUCACUCUCAUCUUUUACUCUUGAACACACUGGAGACUUGACAAAAUGAACCCACUGCCGCUGGCCUGGCUUCUACUGACAGCUUUCUUUUGGACAAUUGGUUCGAGCCAGAUCCUGUCACAAGAACCCGUCAAAGUUGCUUACCCUGAGAUCAACAGUAAUGAGAAUAUUGAAUGUGACUGUGGUAAAUUCACCUGUGACGCUGUCCUCUGGUUCCGAACUGUUCCCAGUGAUGGCAAAAUAGAGUUUCUAGGCAAAUCCAACAAUGCUGACCGUGUUAGCUAUGGGUCUCUGGAAAAGGCACAUCAGGCUCGCCUCAAGUUAAGCAAGAGGGGCAGCUCGGCCUUUGUCCUCCGCAUCAUCAACGUGACCAAAGAGGACGCAGGGAUUUACUCUUGUAUCCUAACAUCCACAAGAGUAUACCUAGACACACAGUUUAACCCUGGAACUGUUUUACGGCCGGGAGAGACCCGCCCAACCUUACCUCCAGUCACAAAGGCUAAACCCAAACCCAGCUGUCCCUGCAAUCGGAAGAAUCCCCCACAGGAUGGCUGUCACUCUCUGGUUUUUUGGCCGCUUGUUGGAGUUGUUGCGGGCUUGGGUCUGGGUCUUCUCUGUACGCUGCAUUACUUCAGCCGAUUGCCCAAAAAAUGUCAUCAUCAUUUUGUGAAAAGAGGCUGAUGAGCUAAGGCAGUUCAUUUUCCACUUUUAUCGGACAUGCUGCAUCGCUUUACAGAAGCCUUACAUUGUUUGGAGACUGAACAUCGUGAGGCACCCUGAAACAGUUUCUUUUUGAAGGAGAAUGUGUCCAUAGCCUGAGGCCGGACACUGUUUUGUAACAUAUUGUCAUAUAUUAGGAACUUUCUGCUGUAUAUUCAUUUCAUAAGCCAGACCUCUUUUCAUCUAGAAUGCGUCUGUUACUGAUUAGCAUGUUGAUUUUAUCAUUUAGGAAUUUCGCCAUGAACUGAAGAAAUCACAUGUUUAAUUUUGUUUGAUUAUUGUUCCAUCUGGAUAAAAAAGUGUAGCAUUUCUAUCUAGGAAAAAGUAAUUAUUUUCCAAACAACAAUCCCCAAAAUAAGCAAAAUAUUAUCUGCAAUCUUAUUGUUUGAGAUGCUCAUUUCUACAAUGUUUUCUGCCUUGUGUAUUUAUUUGUGUUUCUGUGACGUUAUUGCAGAAAUGUUGUAUUUUGGCAAAUGAAUCUCAGAGAUAAAAAUGCAUGUUUUUUUUAUCUGUAAUUGUAAUUUUGUUGUAAGUAAUAAAGUUAUAGAUUUACAACUAA